Molecule: messenger RNA, 489 nt
Organism: Grosmannia clavigera kw1407
Lineage: Eukaryota; Fungi; Ascomycota; Sordariomycetes; Ophiostomatales; Ophiostomataceae
Product: eukaryotic translation initiation factor eif-5a
Exons: 4
Coding region: 1-489 (162 amino acids)
Biological process (GO): positive regulation of translational termination; positive regulation of translational elongation
Molecular function (GO): RNA binding; translation elongation factor activity; ribosome binding
Source: RefSeq, a predicted model, not a curated record
AUGGCGGACGACUCUCAGCAUGAGCACACCUUCGACUCCGCCGAUGCCGGCGCCUCGGCCACGUUCCCCAUGCAGUGCUCUGCUCUGAGGAAGAACGGUCACGUCGUCAUCAAGGGCCGCCCCUGCAAGAUUGUCGACAUGUCGACCUCCAAGACUGGCAAGCACGGUCAUGCCAAGGUCCAUCUUGUUGCUAUUGACAUCUUCACUGGCAAGAAGCUCGAAGAUCUGUGCCCGUCCACCCACAACAUGGACGUCCCCAACGUCACCCGCCGCGAGUACCAGCUUUUGGACAUCUCCGACGAUGGCUACCUCUCCCUCAUGAGCGACGACGGUGAUACCAAGGAUGAUGUCAAGAUGCCCGACGGCGAGAUUGGCGAGAAGAUCAACAAGCUCUUCAAGGUCGAUGAGAAGGACACCAACGUCAUCAUUCUCACUGCCAUGGGCGAGGAGUGCGCUGUUGAGGCCAAGGAGGCCCCGCGUGCCGCCUAA